Henningerozyma blattae CBS 6284 is the source of this 561-nucleotide messenger RNA. It is a transcript of the gene TMA16, whose product is annotated as Tma16p. The record is from RefSeq and is a predicted model, not a curated record. Gene Ontology annotation, cellular component: nucleus. NCBI's taxonomy places the organism in Eukaryota, Fungi, Ascomycota, Saccharomycetes, Saccharomycetales, Saccharomycetaceae. Bases 1 to 561 code for a protein of 186 amino acids. The transcript has a single exon.
AUGCCUGUAUCUAAAUCGCUAGCUAAAAUUAAAAAAAAUUUAAAAAGUGGUACAAAGAAAGCCACCAUUCAUCCAAAGGGUCGUAAGUUUCAACAAUUAACAAGAGCCACAUUACGUGACGAAAAGAUUGCCGCCAAGAAAAAGGCACAUAAUGAACGUAAAUCUAAUGAACUAGCUCGUGUAAAAUUUAUUCAAGAUAUCAUAAAUUCUGAUAGUUUCAAAGAACAAAUGACUUUCAGUCUGAAAGAAUUAUCUAUUUUUAUUCAACAAUUUAUUGAUAGAGAUGAUGAUGAAUUAAAUGAAUUGAAAAAGAAGAGAAGAUCAAAUAGGCCACCAACAAAUAGACAGUUGUUAUUGGAUCAUAAAAAAUCUCUAGAAAUGGAAGAAUUCAAAAAGGGUUUCUUAUGUCCGGAUCUUUUGGAUGAAAAGAACGUUGAAUUUUUAAGAGGUUGGAAUUUAUCAUUUGGCGGUAUGUCCACUUUAAAAUUGAUCAGGGUUGAUAGUCAAGGUAAUCAAACAUUAAUUAAUGAAGUUAAUACUGCUGACGUAGAUAUGGAAUAG